CACAGAGCUCUGUAGCGAGCCCUAGUGAAGGGAGGGACCGAUUGAUAGCAGCACACACACACACAGUUCCAGCUUCGCCCGGUCUCGGCUUCCUCUGCUGUCCCGGGAGAUAGAGAGUUUAUUACCCCGUCUCCCAGCUUCACUGAGACAACGCGAGAGAUUAACCUUUAGCAAAUGCCCACUUCGAGGGGAGAAAGGGGACAUCUUCACUCAGAACCGCUCUGAUGUAACUCUGUGCAGGACAGGGGAGAAGAUGGUGUCUGAGGGGUUGAAGUCCUUUCGCAGUAUUUUCUGUUAGUUACAGAAUUUGCUCCCGGAACCUGCAGUAAAGCCCCUGGAGCUACUUAAAUGAAAACAAACGAGCCAAAUGGACAGGAGACAGUCAGGCAUGUCAGUAAAUAACUUGCCUCUGAACCAAGCAUCGGUCUUAUUCACCCCAUUCCCUGGUGUGGAUGCAGCAGAUGAAGAGAGCCGACUGAGAGAGGACCUCAACUAUUUCUUCAUGAGCCCGUGUGAAAAAUACAGAGCCAGGCGGCAAUUUCCUUGGAAGCUGUGCUUGCAAGUUUUGAAAAUCGUCAUGGUGACAACGCAGCUGAUUCUCUUUGGUCUGAGUAACCAACUUGUCGCAUCCUUCAAAGAAGAAAAUGCCAUCACCUUUAAGCACCUCUUCCUGAAAGGAUACCAAGGGCCAGAUGAGAAUGACGGCAGUUUUAUCAUCUACACCCAGCAAGAAGUUUACAGUAGCAUGUUUUACACUAUUAACCAGUAUUUGCAGCUACAGAAUAUGACUGUUGGGAAUUACGCCUAUGACACAGAUGUAAAAAAUGGAUCUUCCUUACGGAUCUGUAAGGAGCUGUUUAUGAAAGAUGUGCCAAUACCCUCAAACAACAAACUGGGAAUCAACACAAGGAUUGUAACAGAAUGCCUAUAUAUAGAAUCAGCUUCUGCAACAGGGGACACCUUUAGAGAAUGGAAAAUCAGCAAUUCGUCAUUUUUUGACAUUGAAUUUUACAGGUUGAUACUUAUAGAAAUCACAUUUAAAGUGAAGGGGAUAGACCUACAAACUAUUCGUAACAAUGAAUUACCGGACUGCUAUGAAUUUGCAAUCACUAUCACCUUUGACAACAAAGCCCACAGUGGACUCAUUAAGAUAAAGUUGGAGAGUGAGACAACAGUUACAGAAUGUAAAGACUGGAAGAUUUCUGGCUCACUCUCAAAGAACACGCACUACAUCCUGAUCUUUGAUGCCUGUGUCAUGUUGAGCUGCCUGAUGUCGCUUGUCCUGUGUACCCGAUCUAUUAUCCUCAGUCUGCAGUUACACAAGAGAUUUGUCACGUUCUUCCAGAGGAGAUACAGUCAGAGAGUGUGUUUAUCAGAUCAGUUGGAGUUCCUGAAUGGUUGGUACAUCCUGAUCAUUAUCAGUGAUCUCCUCACUGUCACAGGCUCUAUCAUGAAGAUGGAGAUCACAGCCAAGAACCUUACAACAUACGAUGUCUGUAGUAUUUUCUUGGGCACCUCUACCCUGUUUGCCUGGGUCGGAGUCAUCAGAUACCUGGGGUAUUUCCAGAAAUAUAAUGUGCUCAUUUUAACAAUGCAAGGAGCUUUGCCCAAGGUACUGCGUUUCUGUUGCUGUGCUGGCAUGAUCUACCUGGGCUAUAUGUUCUGUGGGUGGAUCGUAUUGGGACCAUAUCAUUCGAAGUUUGAAAGGCUAAGCACUGUUGCUGAAUGUCUUUUUUCACUCAUCAAUGGCGAUGACAUGUUUGCAACAUUCGCUGAAAUACAAGAGAAAAGUAACUUGCUCUGGCUGUUCAGCAGAAUCUACUUGUACUCCUUCAUCAGCCUGUUCAUCUACAUGGUACUCAGUCUCUUCAUUGCCCUCAUCACAGACACUUAUGAAACUAUUAAGAAAUUUCAGCUGAAUGGAUUUCCACAAACAGACCUCCACGUUUUCAUGAGAGUCUCCACGCUGACACCUGAACUGAGCAGACGUUGCAGCUCUGAGAAUGAUGAUCAACUGCUAAUAUAAAUACCUCAUCGCUGUCUCUUGUCAUUCUGAAUGUUGUAGCUGUUGGAAUAAUGAGCCCAGUGUGCACAGCCAAAAUGAUCACCCAUUUAAUAAAACUGAUGACUGAUGCCAUGACUCCCCCUGACUGACCAUAAUUGGUGUCAUUCAAGUGGAAAGACAGUCACCAAGUGUAUUUUUUUUUAGCUGGGUGAGAAUUUUAUAAUGUAGCCACUUGGAAAGCUGUAUGUGUGCUGCAUAGGUACAUCCGACGCCUCUCCUAUUGGGAAAUGCAAUUGUGUUUGGGAUUCAGGCAGGUUCAAUAGCUACCAAUUGCAAUCUGACCUUAUUUCACUUUGCAUUUGCUGUACUUUUACAUAUAAAAGUGUAUGUCUGAAAGUUUGGAAUUUCUCGGCCAUCUUUACAUUCUCAUUUGUUUCGGUCACAUCAAUGUAAAAGUUCUCUUCCAAACCCUUGCUGGUUGUUGGUCUGAUCUGGUCGUUACAGAUAAGAUCUCAUUCACUUUGUUAAUAUGGUCUGUAUGAAUCCCAUCCUUUUUCUAAAAAAAAUCAAACUGUAAAACUAUAGAGCUAUGAAAAUGGAAAUACGGGUCAGAACUGACUGGAUUGUAAUUUGUUGAAAGUCAAUUUUGUGUCAGUGGGAUAAUGAUUGAUUGUUUCAUAUUAAAUAAAGUAUAUGAUGUAUUUUAA
Molecule: messenger RNA, 2712 nt
Organism: Rhincodon typus (whale shark)
Lineage: Eukaryota; Metazoa; Chordata; Chondrichthyes; Orectolobiformes; Rhincodontidae
Product: mucolipin-2-like
Exons: 15
Coding region: 368-2026 (552 amino acids)
Cellular component (GO): plasma membrane; lysosomal membrane
Molecular function (GO): NAADP-sensitive calcium-release channel activity
Source: RefSeq, a predicted model, not a curated record